UCUAAGCCUCAUUCUGACUUCAUUUUUCUGCAGGAAGUGGUGGGAGCCUUCAUUAUCCUCCCUGCAGUCCUCUUUCACUUGAUCAACAAGAAGCUCUGCUGUGAAGAGAGAGCUGAGCUCCCAUGCCUGGAACAAUGAGGGUGAAGAAAACGCCGCAAAGAAGUCCAGAGCUCAUGAAGGCCUUGCUCCCUGAAUUGUGACAUGCUGGCAAAGCUGAAGAACUGAUCACCAGACACUGGCAUAGUGUUAAACAUGGCUUCUGAGGCUGCUCACAAUUUCCUCCAGCCACUGUCUACUUGGAUGUCUCAAGUAUAUGAAGCAAUCCAGCAAGCAGGAGACUCCAUAUCUGCCUCUCUGCUGAAUCUGAGUGGAGUGGGUCGGAAGCCAGAAGGAGAAAGGACUCAGGACUUGGAGAAUAAUGGAGGAGUUUAUGAGGAUUAUUCUGAGGAAUCAGAUGAUGAACAAGACCUGGACCUGUGGGAUGAGGACUAUUUCUACCCUAGAGAUGACAGCUGCAUUGGAGGCCCUGAUCUUGCUUCACAAAACCUCCCUCAAGGCUCUGACAUGGGUCCACAGAGGCACAAAGGGGUUAAAACCACCAGCACCUUGCCAGAGCAGUGCACUGAAAGCAGCAGGACCUUGACAGCCAAUGGAUCCUACUGGAUGAGUGAGGAUCUCCAGCCUCCUGAUCGGCUUCCCCCCAUUGCUGAGGAAGAAGGUGAGCCCUCCUGGAGGAUGGGAACCCAUGAGCCCAGCCUCAGCUUGGGGGGCUCCUUGCACAGUGCUAAUGGCACGGCACGCUGUGCAGAUCUGGAUGGACUAAGCCAACUGAGUUACCAAGACAACCUCUCCUGUCGUGAAGAUGACCAUGCAUCUGUUGAUUCAAGAACAACAAGCAGGAGUAGGGGCACUGGGCAGCACAAAGGGCCCAGACUGGAGCCCAGAAUUGGGGAUGGUGUCAGCCAGUCACACAGGGAAGGAUGUCUGGAAAUGGAGACAGCAUUUGCCAACCAGGGAUUGGAAGUAAAUGAUGCUACUGACAGCUCAUCAGCUUGGAGCCCUGAGGAACACAAUGAAGUGAACAGCGUGCCAGCUCACCAUUGUGCCCAUGAGCCCAUCUGCAAAUGUGGUGACCUGGAUGUCAUCUUCACCUACAAAUCUUCAAGCCAAAAGCUGAUAGCCACUGUCCUGGAGGCCAGGGACAUCCCAGACAAGGACCGCAGUGGCGUGAGCACCUGGCAGGUGCACGCAGUUCUGAUGCCGGGCAAGAAACAGAGGGGCAAGACCAGUGUGCAGAAAGGACCCAUCCCCAUCUUCCAGGACAAAAUCACCUUCAGCAAGCUGGAACCAGAGGAGCUGAGCAGCCACGCCUUUCGCUUCCGCCUCUACGCCGUGCACAGGGUGGUUGGGGAGAAGAUGAUGGGGGAGCAGCUGUUCUGCCUGAGGGGCAUCAGCCAGGAAGGGGAGGUGAAGGUGACACUGCUCUUGGAGCCACGGAGUAACCUGAGGAGUGCAGAUUCUCAGCUGAGUCUGUCAGCAAUCUCUCACAGUGAUAGCGCUUCCUCAACACAGUCCCUGUCGCAUGGAGGGGUGCCAGAGCUGCUCGUGGGACUGUCAUACAAUGCCACCACAGGGAGGCUGGCAGUGGAGAUGAUCAAAGGCAGCCAUUUCAGAAACCUUGCAAUUAAUAGGCCACCUGACACCUAUGGAAAGCUCUGCCUGCGCAACUCGGUGGGUCAGGAGAUGUCUCGCUGCAAGACCUCGAUUCGCCGGGCACAGCCCAACCCUGUCUACAAGGAGACUUUCAUCUUCCAGGUCGCCCUCUUCCAGCUCUCUGAGGUCACCCUGCUGAUCUCCAUCUACAGCAGGCGCGGCCUGAAGCGCAAGGAGAUGCUGGGCUGGAUCUCCCUGGGCCACAGCAGCAGCGGGGAGGAGGAGCAGAGCCACUGGCAGGAGAUGAGGGAGGCACCGGGGACACAGGUCUGCAGGUGGCACACGCUGCUGGAGUCCUAGUGGGCACCAGGGCAGCCUGCAGGUGCUGGCACAAAGGGCUGUCUCUCCUUGCUCUCUGCCAGCAGA
Camarhynchus parvulus is the source of this 2079-nucleotide messenger RNA. RefSeq names its product synaptotagmin 16 (gene SYT16). Bases 253 to 2013 code for a protein of 586 amino acids. Lineage: Eukaryota; Metazoa; Chordata; Aves; Passeriformes; Thraupidae. The record is from RefSeq and is a predicted model, not a curated record. The transcript is spliced from 8 exons.